This is a messenger RNA of Homarus americanus (American lobster), 3789 nucleotides long. RefSeq names its product 97 kDa heat shock protein-like (gene Hsc70Cb). The record is from RefSeq and is a predicted model, not a curated record. Gene Ontology annotation, cellular component: cytosol; nucleus. The transcript is spliced from 17 exons. Gene Ontology annotation, biological process: protein folding. Gene Ontology annotation, molecular function: ATP binding; ATP-dependent protein folding chaperone. Lineage: Eukaryota; Metazoa; Arthropoda; Malacostraca; Decapoda; Nephropidae. The coding region runs from base 147 to 2639 and encodes 830 amino acids.
CUCUAGAAUUUUCGUCAGUGUGUCAUGGGCAGUGCUUGUGAGAGUAUUAAGCGAGUAGCACUCUGCUAGUGACCCCCACUUCAACAUUCCUCUUUGAAGUGUGUGUACUUAUAUCUAUUUAGCAUCGUAAGGGAACAGUGGCAAAAAUGUCCGUCAUUGGCAUUGAUUUCGGAAACGAUGGGUGUUAUAUCGCUGUCGCUAGACAGGGCGGUAUUGAAACUAUUGCCAACGAUUAUAGCUUACGAUCUACACCGUCAACUAUUGCUUUUGGAGAGAAAAACCGUGUCCUUGGUGUGGCUGCCAAGAACCAAAUGACGACAAACAUGAAAAAUACUGUCCAUUGCUUCAAAAGACUUUUGGGACGACAUUAUAGGGAUCCUAAACUGCAGGCUGAAGUGUCAUCUCUCCAGUAUCGAGUAGUUGAGCUGCCAGACAGAAAUGUUGGUAUUGUGGUGCGAUAUCUAAAUGAAGAACAAACAUUCACACCUAUCCAGAUCACAGCCAUGCUUUUCACUAAGCUUAAACUAACUGCUGAGCAGGCCUUGGGCAUUAAGGUCAACGAUGUAGUUAUUGGGGUUCCAUGUUUUUAUACUGAUGCUGAACGUCGGGCACUCUUAGAUGCUGCAUUUACUGCUGGCCUCAAUGUGUUACGUCUUUUGAAUGAAACCACAGCCACAGCCCUAGCAUAUGGUAUUUACAAGCAGGACCUUCCAUCAUCAGAAGAGAAACCAAGAAAUGUGGUUUUUGUUGAUUGUGGUAAUGCAAAUCUUCAGGUGUCUGUAGUAGCAUUUAAUAAAGGUAAACUUAAGAUGUUGGCCACAGCUGCAGAUUCCAAUCUUGGAGGGCGUGACUUUGAUCACCUUUUGGCUCAACACUUCGCCAUUGAAUUCAAAUCAAAAUAUAAGAUUGAUGCAACUACAAAUCCCCGUGCUUGGCUUCGACUCUGCACUGAAGUUGAGAAGCUAAAGAAACAGAUGUCUGCCAAUUCCACUGAUCUUCCUAUUAACAUAGAGUGCUUUAUGGAUGACAAAGAUGUAUCUGGCAAAUUGAACAGAGUGAGCUUGGAAGAAAUGUCUGCUCCUCUUUUGAAGCGUGUUGAGUCUACACUUCAGCAGUGCCUCUCAGACUGCUCACUCAAGCUUGAUGAUAUUGCCAGUGUUGAGAUUGUUGGUGGAUCUACUCGUAUUCCAGCAAUCAAACAACUGAUUGAAAAGGUGUUUAAUAAGAUACCAUCUACAACUCUUAACCAAGAUGAAGCUGUUGCAAGAGGUUGUGCUCUCCAGUGUGCCAUACUUUCUCCAGCAUUUAAGGUACGCGAAUUUUCAGUAACUGAUGUGCAGCCAUACAGCAUUCGUCUUGUCUGGCAGGAUGAAUCAGGUCAGGAAGCAGAUAUGGAAGUCUUCCCCAAGAAUCAUCAGGUACCAUUCUCAAAGAUGCUAACGUUCUACCGCCGUGAGCCAUUUACGCUACAAGCACAGUACACUGUCCCAUCAACCUUCCCAGACCCCAUAAUUGGACAUUAUACAGUUGAAAAUGUUGCUCCAGGACCAGAAGGAGAGUGUCAAAAGGUAAAAGUGAAAGUGCGAGUGAAUCUACAUGGACUGUUCACUGUAGCUUCAGCUUCCCUGACAGAAAAGAAGGAGGCUGUUGAGGAAUCCCAAGAAAAUAUGGAAACAGAGGAUAAGCAUGACAAGACAACUGAUGGAACUGCAAACAACCAGGAAAGUGGAGGUGGUAACCAAUCUCCUGCUGCUGAAGAGGGAAACCAGCAGGAGAAAAUGGAGACUGAGAAAACAACAGAAGCCCCACCACCAGCCAAGAAUGAAGGUGGUGAAAAGAAGGGAAAAAAGAUGUUGAAAACUGUAGAACUGCCAAUUAAGGAAGUAGUUAAGUCCCAUGGCCCUGCUGAGCUGAAUUCCCUGGUAGAACGUGAAUCUCAGAUGGUUCAAGCUGACAAGCUAGAGAAUGAACGCAUCAAUGCCAAGAAUGCUGUUGAAGAGUAUGUUUAUGAUGUACGUAGCCGAAUUUAUGAUGACCUCGGGCAGUAUAUUAGUGAAGGUGACAGGGAAAAGCUAAGCCGUUUGCUGGAAGAUACAGAAAAUUGGCUAUAUGAGGAAGGAGAAGACUGCAAGAAGCAGGUGUACCUGGAUAAGCUAGUAGAAUUAAAGAAACAAGGUGAACCAAUCAAAGAAAGGAGAAGAGAGCGUGAGGAUCUUCCUGCUGCCUUUGAAUCUCUACUGAGCUCCGUUCAAUUGGCCCGUAAAGCAACUGAACAGUUUCGUCAGGAUGAUGAGAAAUAUAACCACCUUGAUGGUGCUCAGGUAGAAAAGGUGGAGAAGGCUAUUGGAGAAAAGCAAGAAUGGGUAGAUAAAAAUUUGGGAACAAUUACGUCAACCCCACUCCAUGUUGAUCUUCCUAUAACGGCAUCACAAGUUCGUUCCGAAAAGGGUACUUUUGAGGCUUUAGUAAAUCCCAUCAUGAACAAGCCAAAACCUAAACCCAAGGUAGAAGAGCCUCCUCCUGCAGAGAAGAAAGAGGGUGGAGACAAGGCAGCAGAGGAGCAGCCUAAUGGUCCUAAGGCAAACGAGCAAAAGCAGCAAUCAACUGAAAAGUCUACUGAACCCAUGGAUGUUGAUUAAUUGUGACUUAAGUGUCUAAUUAUCACAUCUUGUAUAAGGAUGGCUCCUGACGGGAAAACAUUGAAUAAAUGUGUUAGCUUUCAGACACACUCAAAAAAAAUAUAUAUGUUUUUAUAAGAGAUCCAUCACAUAAUUUGAACAUGAUUGUUAAGUAAAACUUGAUGAACGUACUGGAUCCAUGACUAGAUUUGGUUUACUUUUACAAAAUUUCUGUUAAUUAAACCAAAUUAUUAAGACUAAGCAAAAGCAUGCUAGACACAUGACUGGAUCAAAUUCUUAGUCACCCACAACACGAUUUGAAACCUGCUAUUUAUAAAGCACAGUAUAUAUACAUUUAUUGGAUCUAGAUGUAAAGAAACUAAAAAACAGUUAACUGUAUUUUGGUUUCAAAUUAUGUAAAACUAGUUCAUAAUGUAAAACUGGUCAUAUAUGGUGAUUAAGGAUUUGUUGCUACCAGUGAAUUAUCAGCACCUGUAAGGAACUUCCUCUGCCGGUACAGCACCUCUUUAGCAUUAUUUUUUACCUCAAACUAUGAUGGAUUGAGGAAUCUGGUGAUACACUGUGCCCCUUCUCCAUACUAAUAAUAGUGGAUCUUCUGUUCUAAGCAUAGAUGAAGCCCCAGACUGUCAGGAUGAAUGUUAUAGCAUUUCAUUUCAGCAUAGAAAGCAUUAUUAAUAUAUGUACAUAAUCACACCUGCUAAAUGUAGAUCUCGACUUCAUAUUGAAGUUUUUGAGUUUUUGAGUAAGACUACCGUCUUUUGAUAUAGCAUAAAGCUUUCAGUUUUGCUCCAUUUGAAUGUUUGCAAAGAAGUAUUUGACUUAGGAUCAUAACCAUUCAAGAAAACACAUUUCAUCGGAUGUAUGAACAGGAUCAGUGGAAAGUUUUUUCCUAUAAUUAGAAUAUAUUAUGUGACUAAAACAAGGAAAAGAGGAUAGAACAACAUAAGAUUAUUAUUAUUUUUUUUUUUUUUUUUCUUUUUUUAUGUUAAAGGUGUAUUCAAUGAAAGCUUAUGUCAACUUGAUGUCAGGCUAGUUAGUAAGCUUAUUUGAUGAGGCUUAAUGCCGAGCCCCUCUCACUGUAAUCAUUCCACUGUAUCUGCUUCUGUUAAAGGCUGAAUGUGUCUUAGAGUAAGAAUAAUUUUGAGUUCCA